Messenger RNA from Neoarius graeffei (lesser salmon catfish), 1411 nucleotides. RefSeq lists its product as uncharacterized. The transcript is spliced from 7 exons. NCBI's taxonomy places the organism in Eukaryota, Metazoa, Chordata, Actinopteri, Siluriformes, Ariidae. The coding region runs from base 142 to 894 and encodes 250 amino acids. The record is from RefSeq and is a predicted model, not a curated record.
GGAUUAUUAAUGUCUAUAGUGUAGGAUUUUGAAUCAUGCAUCAGUAAUUGUUUUCGUAGCCGCUUAAAAUAAUUUCAGGAAGUGAGAGCCAAAGAAUGCAUCACACAGCAUUUGUCUUGGUGUAGAAGGAACAGAUGCAAAAUGAAAUCGAAGUGGUUCGAGUUCCAAGCUGUGUGGAUUCUCCUUAUUUUACCAACUUUCAGUGGAGAAAGCCUGUGCAAAAAUGAAUAUUUAACACACAUUAACAUUUCUACUGAGCUCCAGUCUGAUGUCCUGCUGCCGUGUAGCUUUAAUCCAACUCUCCUCGGAUCAGAUAAGACUGCAGAUAUAUCAGUAGUGUGGAGUCAAAAGAACACAACAUCACACAAUCUACUGGAGAUCCUUCUAAAGGGAGAACUGCGUCCCUGGAAUAACAAAGGUAGACGCAUCAAGGCGUUUCCUGAGCUCUCUGAAUCUGGAAACUUCUCCAUCCUCCUUGAGAAAGUGCAGCCGUAUGAUGUGGGUCUCUACAGCUGUGAGCUGUUUAAUGGGACCAGCUGCAGCAUUGCGUAUCAGGAGAUACAGCUAAGCCUUAUGAUCCAUCGUUCCUCUCUGUUAUUGUGGAGCAUAGUAGGAGCAUUAGCAGGAGGAAUUGUGCUGCUUGCUGUACUCACAGCUUAUUUGUUACACGCAAAACGCAGAAAAAAUAUCAUUGUUACAGAAACUUACGAUGAAAACGUUGUGGGUGCAGUAGCACAUACAGACAGAGGAAGUAAAUCACUUGAGAAUCCAAUAUAUGACACUUCCUGUCGGCUAGAAUCCAGUAACUGUGCAAGAGAAGAAGAAGAAGGGGUUUCAUCUGAUACUCCAGUGUAUGCCACGGUCAAGAAAGGAAAAAUAGUAAAUAGCACCUAAAGCAAGCCAUGAACAUAGUGCGAUGUUUUAUAGGAAAACGAAUUUUGAUAUGUACCAAAGCUGAAGAUAUAGUUUGAUAGUUUGCCUCAUGUCAUUUUUAUUAUGCAAUCAAUAAAACUUUGUGAUGUAAUGCAUAACGUAAUCUUAAUACUUUCAUUACUGAGUUACUGAUUGAUUUUAGACCUCCAUCUAAUAUCAUGACCAGCCAUCAGUGGUGCUGCAUAUUUGUGCUUUUGCCCCUAUGUCAGGGGUCACUGCUUCUUGCUCAUUUUGUUGCUUUCGUAUGAAACAUGCUGCUAAUAGUAGGCUGUACAACUAUGCAUGUACUUGUUUAAUAUCUCCCAUUUCUUCCCUGGAUGCUUUUAAUCAUUUCCAAGAACCUCGUAAACAAAUAAUAGUUUCGCUUUCCUUUGCAUUUGGGUUUUAUUGUUUUGGGUUACACACAUGAAACUGUCUUUCUCCUACCUUAAAAAAGAGUGGCAAAUAAAGUGCGUUAUUGCUUAUGUUUUUAUUUUAC